AUGGCUCAACGCACUGUGCGUCGCUUUCUUUCACUGGAGCGUCGUCUCUUAGCCAAUCCACCUUUACGGUCAGCAUAUUCGGAGUUCAUUGACGAAUAUCAGAAGUUGAAUCACAUGAAGCCAGUGGGAGAAGAGAUGCCAUCUGAAUCUAGUUCAACUUAUUAUUUGCCACACCACUGCGUGGUUCGCCCAGACAGUAUCACUACUAAACUUCGAGUCGUAUUUGAUGCAUCUUGUGCCACGGACACUGGCAUCUCGCUGAACGACGUACUAAUGGUUGGUCAAGUGAUACAUGACCUCAUCUCCAUUAUCUUACGAUUCUGCAUGCAUCGAUAUGCGAUUAUUUCUGACGUAGAAAAAAUGUACCGUCAAAUUAAAGUACAUCCCGCAGGUCAUGCUCUGCAACGAAUUCUUUGGAGAGAUGACCCGUCUGCACCCAUACAAGCGUAUGAAUCAACCACAGUCACUUAUGGCACCUCUGCUGCACCCUAUCUAGCUACAAAAUGCCUCCAACAACUUUCUAGAAUUGGAAGCUCUACACACUUUGAAGCUGCUGCUGUUGUUGCCAAAGAUUUUUACAUGGACGAUAUGAUCAGUGGAGUCAACAACGUUGAGGAAGGAAAGGAAUUGUGCAGCCAGCUUUUAAAUCUUUCGAACUCUGCUGGGUUCAGUUUACGAAAAUGGUCAUCCAAUUGUCCACACAUUUUGGCCCACAUACCUGCGGAAUUACGCGACGAACGUACUGUUUUAGAAUUCGAUUCUACUACCAUAGUUAAAACUCUGGGUCUCAAAUGGGAACCCGCGUCUGACAAAUUUGGCUUCCUAGUCCCUAAGUGGAACACCGCGACAGUCAUUACUAAAAGAAUCGCCCUAUCUGACUCUGCUCGUCUGUAUGACCCUUUAGGACUUGUUGGUCCUGUGAUUGUUCUAGCAAAAGUUUUCAUGCAGAAUCUUUGGAGAAACAAGAAAGACUGGGAUGAACCGCUUGAAGCAGAACUUCAACAACUCUGGCUGCAGUUUAGAGAGGAACUUGCAGCAUUGGAUAGUCUAACUGUACCACGUUGGGCCUUGUCCGUUUCCGAUCCCAUCAGCAUCGAAAUUCAUGGAUUUUGCGAUGCCUCAGAAAAGGCAUAUGGCGCCUGCAUCUACUUACGCACUGUUGCGGCUAAUAGAGAAUCUGUCGUUCGUUUACUGACUUCCAAGUCCAAAAUUGCUCCCAUGGGCAAACGCAAAAGGGAGAAGAAAAUGUGCUUACCACGGUUGGAACUUUCAUCCGCGUUGAUCCUAAGUCAUCUUUAUCAGAAGGUUCAAAAUAACCUGAAGACACGUAUGAAAAGCUUUUUCUGGACCGAUUCAAUGAUAGCCCUACACUGA
This is a messenger RNA of Wyeomyia smithii (pitcher-plant mosquito), 1374 nucleotides long. RefSeq lists its product as uncharacterized. The coding region runs from base 1 to 1374 and encodes 457 amino acids. NCBI's taxonomy places the organism in Eukaryota, Metazoa, Arthropoda, Insecta, Diptera, Culicidae. The transcript has a single exon. The record is from RefSeq and is a predicted model, not a curated record.